ACAGUUUAGACUCAGAGCUGAAGUCUGAACUCCACCUUGAGGCAGAAUGAGGUUCUCCCUGGGAUUUCUGCUUCUCAUGCUGUUGGUCUACAGCAUCACUCCAGUCCAUGGUGUUCUGGAGGCCUUUAACACAAACUUAAAGUGUAAAUGCGUCCAAGAGACCUCAGCCUUUAUCCCCAUCCAACUCAUUGAAAAGCUUCAGGUCUUGCCUCCUGGGAAUGGGUGCCCAAACAAAGAAAUCAUAGUUUGGAAGAAGAAUAAGUCAGUUGUAUGCUUGAACCCUCAAGCUAAAUGGAUACUAAAAUUAAUAAAAAUGUUACAGAGAAAAAGUGCUGUUUCAACUCCAUGAGCUCCAGCGUUUAAGAGUCAACUGAUGCCAAUAUCCCUUCUAAGGACACCUGCCUAUGCCCCUCCUCCUGCUCUGGGUUUUAGUUUUGUAUUUGGCUGAGUCUUUCCAAGAAAAAGAACUUCCCCAUAUAAGCAAGCAUGAAAAUAUAUGUUAAAUAAGCUUACAGAAGCUGAUGCGGCCAACUUGAGCUUUUUAAAAAUUAUAGUACCCUUAUACACUUGGACUUUGCAUUUUUAUCAAUCAGAAAGAAAGUUUCCUUGAGGAUACUUAGUAAUAAAUCACACCGGUUUCUUUGAAUAGUAUACCUCUGGUUUACACUAAAUUUUCCUAGAAACUAGGGGAACAAGAAUUUAAACCUCAAAUCUGAACAUGUGGCUUGAGUUAAGAAGGAAAUGAUGGAAUUCAUUUCAAUCAUUUCACACCAUAAGAAAAGCAGGAUUCCAUAAGGGACUGAAACCUGCCUGGGAAACCCAGGGAAUUUCAUAAGAGACAGAGGGCUCUCAUAGUAGCUAUCUUCCAUUUAAAAGCUCACUAUUGAAAAAAAUGGAGUCCUUUUCUUUCGAAAGAGUUCUUUUACGAGAUUUACUGUCCUGGACAAAAACUAAAAACAUUCAACAAUCUCCAGACUUAAAUUCGUAGAAUAUUCAGGAAAAGCAUUUAAAAACUGAUAUUCAGAUGUCUUCUUUUAUACAUUUGCUUUGAUGAACUUUUCUUACUCAUAUCUUUUGCACAGACUUUUUUUUCCCCUUGGUUUCUGGUACCUGAUUCUUUAAUGCUUCCUGUUGAUCUAAUGCUAUUCAAUAAACUCAA
Prionailurus viverrinus (fishing cat) is the source of this 1159-nucleotide messenger RNA. RefSeq names its product C-X-C motif chemokine ligand 13 (gene CXCL13). The record is from RefSeq and is a predicted model, not a curated record. Gene Ontology annotation, molecular function: chemokine activity; CXCR chemokine receptor binding. The transcript is spliced from 4 exons. Gene Ontology annotation, biological process: inflammatory response; cellular response to lipopolysaccharide; chemokine-mediated signaling pathway. Gene Ontology annotation, cellular component: extracellular region. NCBI's taxonomy places the organism in Eukaryota, Metazoa, Chordata, Mammalia, Carnivora, Felidae. The coding region runs from base 47 to 349 and encodes 100 amino acids.